Arachis ipaensis is the source of this 893-nucleotide messenger RNA. NCBI's taxonomy places the organism in Eukaryota, Viridiplantae, Streptophyta, Magnoliopsida, Fabales, Fabaceae. The record is from RefSeq and is a predicted model, not a curated record.
UGAUUCAUGAGUAUAGAUAUUUGAAUAUGUAAAAUUGAGUGAAAAUUUUGAUGAUAAAAUCUACUCUCUUGCAAGUAUUCGAAUCACUUUACUUUAUAUAUCUACUUAAAGGAAGAAUCAAUCUUAAAAAUGAAAAUCCCUUGGAGCAAUCCAGUAGGUUUUAAAUUCCUUUCCCUUUUCAUUAUUUUACUAGAGGAGGGGAAUGGAACAAUCAAUGAUAUGGCAUCCUAUGCUGAAGCAAAUGCAUCAUAGUCCCGAAAAAGUAGGUUAACAAUCGAAUUCUUUUCAGAUGUAAAUUGUAAAGUACAUUCUUUAAAUUCUUGAUAAUUUGUUCUAUUUGUUCAUAAAGUUGGCAGAAAAAUUAUGGGAGAAAGUCCUGCACACAACCUGCUCGAUGAAAUGCUUCAACUAAAUUCUGCCCUUAUCAAUGCUUUUAUGACAGAACUGGAACCUGAUUCUCCGGUUAUCCAGGUGAUAACUAUGAUCUUCCUAAGAGUUGACUUGCCGCCAUGGUUCUCUGUGCUAUCUAUAGUAUUGAACUCAAAUGUAGACCUUGAUGUCUCAAGAAUAGAAACAGCUCCACAGAGUAUGUUGCCGAUCAUAUGCUUUAGAGAUGGAAGUCCUCCACUGCCAGAUGCCUUAUCAAUGGCGAAUUCAGCAAUCUCAGGGAUAAAUGGUCUUGGUAUAGGCUGUGUUUUCCAAUGCAGAAAAAAAUCCCUAUGACAUUGACAAACAAAUAACAAUCGGCUUCUGCUCUUGUGAUCGAAACCAUGGAGGCUUUGACUGUAGCAUUGAAAUUGUAACUCAUCAAGAUGGCAAAAUUAGAUAUAUAUGCAAGUCCAGAUAUUUUGAUAAUAUCAUUAGACAAAUUAACGACGGUAAAAACUACCUGG